Messenger RNA from Ooceraea biroi (clonal raider ant), 4267 nucleotides. RefSeq names its product Huntingtin interacting protein 1 (gene Hip1). Gene Ontology annotation, molecular function: clathrin-cargo adaptor activity; actin filament binding; phosphatidylinositol-3,5-bisphosphate binding. Gene Ontology annotation, cellular component: clathrin-coated vesicle; cortical actin cytoskeleton. The record is from RefSeq and is a predicted model, not a curated record. Gene Ontology annotation, biological process: endocytosis; clathrin coat assembly; actin filament organization. Lineage: Eukaryota; Metazoa; Arthropoda; Insecta; Hymenoptera; Formicidae.
UUCCUGGCUGGUUCCUGCCAUAUCGUUAUCUGUCGUUCGCAGUCAUUCGUCGCGUUAAUCGUCGACGUGCCCGGAGCGGAACUCGGUGAAUCAGCUAGAGUGCACCCUCGAGUUCCGAGUCGGUGAAAUCGAUCGUCGCGGAAAUAAAUCGCGCGCGCGAUGGACGGCAUUGUCACGUCCCCAUAAAUCCGCACUGUAAUCAUCGAGUAUCAAAACACCCGUGAGGGAAGUCGCGCUUAUUCGCGGGGUGAUGCACUUGUCAUUCUUGUGAGGCAUCGCUUCCAGGGUCGAGAGGCGACAUUUCGCGCGUGCCAUCGUUCGAACAUGCCUUCGCUGUUCUCGCAACUGCGUUACGAACGGAAACCGACUGGUCCGAAUCCGGAGUCCACGCACUUCCAAAGACUUCAGCUUCAUAGAUAAUAUACGAGACUGUGACACUAUAUCUGUCAGAUAUAAGCUGAUAUGACUGAUAUUAGCCAGAUAUAAGCUAAAAAACGACACAUGUUAUCUCUUUGUGCUUAUUAAUUAGUUUCAUUAUUUUGUGCUCGUUAUAUCCUUUCCGUGAGUUUAUUAUGCUAUCAUCAUGACCACUAUACCACUGACUGAUAAGCAGCUUCAUCAAUUGAGUAUUAGCAUUGGGAAGGCUGUAAAUGCAACAGAAACUCCUGUAAAGGAGAAACAUGUACGAAGUGCUAUUAUCGGUACAUAUCGAGAAAAGAGUGGAUCCAUUUUUUGGACGUACAUGUUGAGACAGCCGUUACAAGAGAAUCAAAUUGUUGCAUGGAAAUUUUGCCACGUCCUGCACAAAGUGUUGCGUGAGGGGCAUCAUAGAGUUAUCGUCGAUUCUCAGCGAUAUCGUGGUAAAUUGGAAGACAUCGGGAAGCUUUGGCAACAUCUUCGAGAGGGCUAUGGCCGCCUCAUACAGCUGUACACAAGACUAUUAAUAACUAAGUUAGAUUAUCACAAGCGAAAUCCGCGCUUACCUGGAAACUUGAUGGUAACGCCAGAAGAGCUAGAGGCCAUUGGAGAAAAUGAUAUCAACAUAUACUUCCAGAUGUCUGUUGAAAUGUUUGAUUACAUGGAUGACAUAUUGAAUUUGCAACAUGCAGUUUUUGGUUCUUUGGACUUGUCACGAUCCAAUUCGAUGACACCGUGUGGGCAGUGUCGACUUGCACCUUUGAUCCCAUGCAUACAGGACGCUUCGCAACUGUACGAUUGUUCCGUGAAGAUUUUGUUUAAACUACAUGGCGCGCUUCCCGCGGACACGUUAACCGGACAUCGUGACAGAUUCUCGAAGCAGUUCCACGAGUUGAAGAGCUUCUAUAAUACUAUCAAGCAUAUGCAGUACUUUAAGCAUUUGAUAGCAAUACCUUCAUUGCCCGAGAAUCCACCUAACUUUUUAAUACAAUCUGAAUUGAGGACGUACGUCACGCCAAUGGUGGUGCUUCCACCCGAGGCGUCCAUAGAUGCCGAGACUGCCAUAGAGAACCUUAUUGACACGUCUGACACGGGAUCACUAACGGGCGACCAAUUAGAUUCUACGAAUACACGAAACGGCUCGAUAUCACCUGACGCUCUUGUAGAAAGAGACAGUCUCAUUGAUCACCUUUACCAAGAAAAUAAUCGUCAAAGGCAGGAAUUUAAUCGUCUGCUGAUGGAACAUCAACAAAUAGUAGCAGAGUUUAGAAAUCGCGUUCUAGAGGUGGAAUCAACUCUUUCUACUAAAAGCAACGAAAUCGUGACAGAGAAACAACUUUGCCAGAAAUUGAUGAAGGAAAAUACAACUAUAGCGGGAAUAAUUCAAGAAGUAGAAGGAAAAAAUGAAGUCUUGGAGGAGAAGUUUAAAAAGCUCAAGGACGUUUACUCGAAACUGAGAGAAGAACAUAUCAGUCUAAUCCGAAAGAAAGCUGAUCUAGACAAAGAACUGGGAGGAUUGAAGAUAUCGCGAGAACAGUCGGAGCGUCGCACGUUGAAAGCUGAGGAACGAUUGCAAGAAUUGCUACAGGGACAGGCAUCGGUAGAAGAAGAAACAGAGAGAGUAACGCAAGCGCGAAAAGAUUUAGAGGAUGUAAGGAGGAAGCUUGAUGCUGUCCAAACCGAAAAUUUGGCGUUACUAGCGAAAAUAGAUUUUAUUACGUCUGAAAAAACUGCUUUGGAAGGAGACCUUCAUGACUUGUUGGUGCAGAAGGAGGAGCUGGAUUUACGAAUAGUGAAUUUGGAGAUCGACGCCGAACGGUCCCACAAUCAGAUAAAGACAGACGCUAACACGGCUUUGUUCGAUUUAGUGCUGAACGCUGUAUCGGAAGCCGAAUCUAUUUUACACCAUGCGAUGCACGCGAUUGAUAAUCCAGCGAUAUCAGCGCUAACUUGUACACCCGAUUAUCUCGGGAGUUUAUUGGAACCGACAGAAAAAUCGUUAAGUGAUCUAGAGGAGGCGUACAGUAAUUAUAUAUCUGAUACAACGAAAGGGAAAACACUAAUUCGCACUGCUGUGCACGGUGCAUAUUUUCUUGCUCUCUAUUUGAUAUAUGCAAAAUCUACUUCGAAUACCUCGACGGAUAUUGGUCUAGCCGACAGAUUUGCCGAUGAAUGUAAACAACUAGGCUCGCAAGGUUUAAUUAUGUUAAGUUAUAUCAAAGAAAAGUCGUCAAUGACCGUGGUACAAAUUGCGAAUGUCAAAAGUCAGUUGCAAAAGAUUUCGUCUCUUGUAAAUACAUUGUCGACUACGCAGAACAAUGUGGAAAUUAUUGGAAGUUUAGUAGAAAAUGAGUUACAGAGUAUGGAUAAAGCUAUAGAGGAAGCGGUUGCACGAAUACAGGAUAUGUUAGAUAAGUCUCGCGCAGCAGAUUCAGGUUUGAAACUGAAAGUGAACGAACAGAUCUUGGAUUCCUGCACGGAACUGAUGAAAUAUAUAAGACAGUUAGUGCAAAAGUCUCGCUUGCUGCAGAAAGAAAUUGUCGAACAAGGAAGGGGAACUGCUUCGGCUACGGAGUUUUACAAACGCAAUCAUCAGUGGUCCGAAGGCCUUAUUUCGGCAGCGAAAGCGAUUGCUAUGGGUGCGAACUUUUUGUUGGAAGCAGCUGAUAAAGUUGUAGCGGGCAACGGUAAAUUUGAGCAAUUAGUCGUCGCCUCGCAAGGAAUUGCCGCGUCUACCGCGCAAUUAGUGGUUGCCAGUAGGGUCAAGGCUGAAAGAAACAGCACUAAUUUGACUGAACUCUCGAGAGCUUCGAGAGAAGUGACCCAAGCGACGGCAAACGUUGUAGCAACUGCUAAGAGUUGCAACCAUCUUGUCGAGGAAAAUGAAGAUCUAGAUAUGUCUAACUUGAGCUUGCAUCAAGCUAAGCGACUGGAGAUGGAGGCGCAAGUGCGAAUCUUAGAAUUGGAGCAGGCUUUAGAAACUGAAAGAUUACGUCUAGCUGCUCUUCGACGUUAUCAUUAUCAGCUUGAUGGUGAGAACGAAGCAUAAGUGAGCAUGGAUCGGAGUUUAGAGUAAGGAUAUCCAACAAUCAUCCAGAAAUUGUAGAUAAAAGGAAUUAUAGCAGUUGUGUAAAUUAGUUGACUAACUUGUCACAUAGAACAUUGAUUCUUCGUUAUUAGAAGUAAAAUUUCUCCUUCGUUUAUUCUUUCAGCAUUUAUAUAUGUAUGUAUUAUGCAUGUCAUGUUGGAAUAUGACGAGAUUUUUCUGUCGUGAAAAUCAAAUGUACUUUAUCCAAUAAUGCUCGAAUAUCUUGUUUACCAGUUAUACAUCAAAACUAAUUUAUAUGUGUAUGGCAUAUUUUUAAUUUGUGUUUAAUGUACAUAGAAUUUUCUUAUUAAAUCUUUAUUAGAUUCUUUCAUGUCGAGCACUGGUGAGAUAAAGCACAUUCUGCAGGAAAUUAAAACGAGCAAUGAAACUCAAAAUGUCCAAGACGAAUUUUUUCACAUUUGGAGCAAUUUUAUAAGAGAAUCGCGGUGUUUCUUAAACGAGUAACAUAUAAAGAAGAUUAUAUGUUAAGUGAUCAAUACCUGAAACUUCGAAUUCUAUAGAUUACUAACUUUUUAGGUAUAGAAUAUUUACGUUUUCAAGUAAAUGGUUUCUAUAUGUGUAGUCAUUAAUUUAGACUAAAACACAAAAUUUACUUGUGUCUUUUUUUUCAACAUAAGUUUAAAACUUAUUGGAAUAUAUGGGAGGUCCGGCAACUACAGAAAGCUUAACAUAUAAAAUUCCUAACAGUCUUACCAAAGUUAUUUUAUAAACAGUUUUCUCAAUAAACUCAAUCAACAAUUA